AGUAAUGGCAACCUACACUUGUAUCACUUGCCGUGUGGCUUUCAAGGAUGCUGACAUUCAGCGCGCCCAUUACAAAACUGACUGGCAUAGAUACAACCUGAAGCGUAAGGUUGCUGACAUGCCUCCUGUCACUGCUGAGAAUUUCCAAGAGAGAGUCCUAGCCCAGAGAGCGGUAGCAGAAGAGCAGAACAAAAUCACUGCCACUUACUGCACAGUUUGCAGCAAGAGAUUCUCCACCUUCAAUGCCUAUGAGAAUCACUUGAAGUCCAAGAAGCACCUGGAAUUGGAGAAGAAAGCUGUUCAAGCUGUCAGCAAGAAGGUGAAAAUAUUAAAUGAAAAGAACCUGGAAAAGGGGCUGGCCCCAGAGAGUGUAAACAAAGAUGAGAUGAACACAGCUAUUCAGCAAGCCAUCAGAGCUCAGCCGUCUUCGUCUCCGAAGAAGACGCCUUUACCUCCUAGUAAUGCAAGCAGCUCUCCAGUUUCUACAGGAAGCGCCAGCUUAUCACAGAGUAGAGAACGAUCAGAAAAACCUCCACGGCUACAGUGGUUUGAACAGCAAGCAAAGAAGCUGGCCAAACAGCAAGCAGAGGAAGAAGAGGAUAUGGAAGAAGACUGGGAAGAUAUGGAUUCUGAUGAAGACAUCGGCUCUGAAGAAGAGAUGGAAAGUGAGGGAGAAGAAGGUGAGGAGCAGGCAAAUGCUGAAAGCUUUCCUGCUGUUGGGGCCAUACCGGUCACGGACUGCUUGUUCUGUCCCCACCAUUCAAGAUCUCUCACAAAAAAUGUGGCACAUAUGACAAAAGCUCACAGUUUCUUCAUUCCAGACAUAGAGUACCUUGUGGAUCUCAGAGGACUAAUCAAGUACCUGGGAGAGAAAGUUGGCAUUGGGAAAAUCUGCAUCUGGUGCAAUGAAAAAGGGAAAUCCUUCUACUCUACUGAAGCAGUACAGGCUCACAUGAAUGAUAAAAGCCACUGCAAACUCUUCACAGAUGGAGAUGCUGCCCUGGAAUUUGCAGACUUCUAUGAUUUUAGGAGCAGUUACCCUGAUCACAAGGAUGGGGAAGAUGUGGAGGUGCCUGGAGAGCGCCCAGCAGAGAGAGAGUUGGAUUAUGAUGAUGACACCAUGGAGCUGAUCCUUCCUUCAGGUGCAAGAGUGGGUCAUCGUUCUUUAAUGAGAUACUACAAGCAACGGUUUGGUCUGUCAAGAACGGUGGCUGUUGCGAAAAAUAAGAAAGCGGUGGGUCGGGUGUUACAGCAGUACAGAGCUUUGGGCUGGACAAGUCAGACAGGGGCAGUCUUUGCUCAGCAGCGUGAUAUGCAGUACCUGCAGAGGAUGAAGUCAAAGUGGAUGCUCAAGACAGGAAUGAGUAACAAUGCUACAAAGCAGAUGCAUUUCCGGGCGCAAGUCAGAUUCUGAAUUCCCAAGAGAGCUGCAUGCAACUGGUUUUGGGAAGGGGGAUUUAAUGGUUUCUGGGUCGAGGAUUCUCUUAUUACAAUGGACUUGG
Molecule: messenger RNA, 1502 nt
Organism: Pelecanus crispus (Dalmatian pelican)
Lineage: Eukaryota; Metazoa; Chordata; Aves; Pelecaniformes; Pelecanidae
Source: RefSeq, a predicted model, not a curated record